AAGAAGAAGAAGAAGAAACAAGCAAGAACCGUGAUCAGACUCAUUGGAGGCGUGUCUUGUCACGACAGACGAAUCAGGGGUUGUUUUGCUUGUUCCUAGCUCGAUAGCUUUGUCAAGUUAGCUAACAGCAGCUCAAGGCUGUGGACAGCAUGUCCAUUCAACACACAGGGAACACUCAUGAAACCCCAUCAAAUUCACAACGCAGAUAUAUACCCUUUAUAGCUAAGCUAUAAACUAGAGGUGAGUAUCAAGCUUGCACAUAUUUUACCUUCUGUUUUGCGAUAAUUAAUCAGCUAGCUAGCUAGUGUCUGUUAGCCAGCUAACUAGCGUUAGCUAUCAAGCAUCUUGAAUUGGGGAGGGCUGGCAUGUGUUCCUGUUUUGGCAUUAGAUUAGCUAUUCUAUUGUCCAUACAUGAUAGCUCAUGUCUAGCUAGUUAGCUACCUAGUUAGGUUCCACAACAAAUGUUUUGUGAGCGUUUUAUUAUUGAGAAAGGAGCACGGCAACAUGUCCGUGUUAGUCGUUCAUCAUCAUUACAUCACCACGCCAACUGAAGGCUACAAGGUCAGAUUUGCUGACUGGGUGGAGAUGUCACAAAGUAUCUUUGUAGAUGUGCAUGCAGUGCAAACAUAAGAUGCUGUACAGUGCAAUAUUACAGUUACUUAGCUAGCUACAGUAUUUUGUCCUGCACCAGAAUAUAACGUUAGCCGGGUCAUUCCAACUGAGCGGUGCCUUAGUUUUGGACCUAAUAACUUUUGGGGAAAUAAAGUAUAUACACUACCGGUCAAAAGUUUUAGAACACCUACUCAUUCAAGGGUUUUUCUUUAUUUUUUUUACUAUUUUCUACAUUGUAGAAUAAUAGUGAAGACAUCAAAACUAUGAAAUAACACAUAUGGAAUCAUGUAGUAACCAAAAAAUUGUUAAACAAAUCAAAAAUAUAUUUUAUAUUUGAGAUACUUCAAAUAGCCACCCUUUGCCUUGAUGACAGCUUUGCACACUCUUGGCAUUCUCUCAAACAGCUUCAUGAGGUAGUUACCUGGAAUGCAUUUCAAUUAACAGGUGUGCCUUCUUAAAAGUUAAUUUGUGGAAUUUAUUUCCUUCUUAAUGCGCUUGAGCCAAUCAGUUGUGUUGUGACAAGGUGGGGGGGUAUACAGAAGCAAUUUCCAAUCUGUUAGGUGCAUAAUCCUAACAGGGUGGAAAUGUGGAGACUAAAUUAGCCACAGCUCUGUGAGUAAGCAAGAUUGAACUAGCAUAAUGGUGAACACUUGAACAGGAUUUUAAUUUAUCUAUCAAACAUAUUUUUAAAUGUUUAAAUUUGGUUAAUUUUCUCAAUUUAGCUCAACACAGUGGAAAUGUAUGAGUGGGACAUAGACUAACAACAUGAAACGUGGAAAAAUAGAUAGAACGGUUUAUUUAUUUAGCUUUGCACAAUUGUUUUCCCACCAAAGAAAUUAUGACACUUCCUGAAUGGUGGUGUCUUUGUAGGAAGGGGUUGUUUUCUUAAAUGGAGAAUUACAACAAACUAACAGGGUGGAAAGUGAUAUCAGGGUCACACAUAAUGUUAAAUAAAAUAAUAAAUACAAUAAUCAUGAAUAAAAAGUUAUUGAGAGAGAAUUUAACUAGGACUAUAAAAUAAUGAAGAAAUUAUUUUAUGGCAUAUUAUCUAGUGGAAGUAGAUGAAUAACACCUGGGGACAUGGUAAAAAUGCCUACGUCCACAGAAAAAAAGUGUUCAAAAUGCAUAAAAUUCCCUUUCAAUAUCCAUAUUUUUGUGUUUUUUAAGGUAAAGGACACCUGACCUUAUAUUUAAAGCCUUUUGGAAUCCACAUUUAAGAAGUGAUAUUUCCUGGUGACAGAAAAGGCACCACAUUGUAGGAAUGACCCAAGCAAUUUAUCACACAACACAGGGCAAGGUUGAUGAAGCACAUGGGUUAGAAAUAUUAUGCAUUAUAAUCAGAUGCAUGAGCCAUAGAGGAAGUGUUUCUUAUAAUUGUUGUACUCUUAACAACUAGCUAGAACCUAUGCUGUCUUAAUUCUGUGGGAAUUAGCCUAGACAAUGUUGUAAAUGUAGGAGGAGGUUCCUGGCCUGUGUUCAUGUUUUUGCUGAGGGUUGGGAUAUGGUGGGAUUUGUUAUAGGGUAAUCCUGCCACAGUCAGCUGCAGUAGGGGAGGUGAUAGUCAGGGAAAUUGGAACGUGAUCGUCUGCCAGCAAGCCAGCAAGCCUGCAACACGAGACAUUCGGCAUGGCUUGAUAAGUGCUCAGUUCCGCUGCAGUGCACAAACACAUUCAGCACAUCCAGCAACACAUUCGAUCAUAUGCUUGAGAUGGCUCCCUCUGAUCAAGAACUGGGCUGGAAAUGUUUAUACCGUAUUUUCCACACUAUAAGGCGCACCGGAGUAUAAGCCGCAGCAGCUAAAUUGAAUGAUGUGUACAUAUAUAAGCCGCACUGGACUAUAAGCCGCAGGUGUUUUAAUGUUUAAUUACCAUAUGUAAGGGUUCUGAUGGACAGUCCCUUUCGUCUCAUAAAUCUGAAACACCAGGAUGGUCCACCUCUAAAAUGUUCAAUUUUCAUUUCGGUGGCGACUGUUUCAGCUUUCAGUCGGAUCUGCACGGUGGAAACACCUCGGCCAUCUGCUCUCUGUGUGUUCACCCAAUCUUCAAGAAAGUCUUCAAGUUCGGGCCAUCUGCUUUUAUUACCUCUGAAAGCUUUUUUUGACUUUUUGCAUUGAGACAGUUCUUCCCGCUGGCGUCUCCAACGUCUCACCAUUGACUCAUUGAUGCCAAGGCUACGUGCAGCAGCUCUAUUUCCUUCUUUUACAGCCAGAUUGACUGCCUUUAAUUUAAAAGCUGCAUCAUAUGCAUUUCUACGUUUGUUUUCCAUAAUGAGGGUUUGUGCAUGAACUUCCUUUGCACAAACUGUCUCGCUCUCGUAAUGUCUGUCUGUCUUGCUCUCGUUCUGUCUCUCGUUCUGUCUCUCGUACCACUCUCGGUUCCACUUUUACUUUUGCGCGCUACCUGUCUCACUCUUUUCCGGCCUCCAGCUUUUCCUGCUGGAGCCCGCCGCUUAAAGGUGGGGGGCGCGGACCGGUCAUAGAGCCCAUAGAGUUAAAGUUGGUGGACUGUAACCUGUAAAAUCCAUAGAUUUAGGAGGUCUUCUAGUGGCCGUUAGCUGUAAAAAUCCAUAGAUUAGCCGCACCGUUAUAUAAACCGCAGGGUCGAAAAAUUGGAAAAAAGGCGCGGCAUAUAGUCCGAAAAUUACGGUACAUCUACUCUAGCAACUUGCAGUUGAAACGAUUAGCCCUUAUCAGCGGUAUGUUAGUGGUACUGUAAAGAGAGGUAGAUGUUCUCUCUUGUUGCUUUCUAGACUCUUUCAUUCAUAAUUUUCCAAUUAUAAAUGUAUCUUAGUAAACAACACAUUUUGUAUCACCCAUUUCAACCCAAGUUCAAAUCCCCCUCGCUGUCUGUAUUGAAUGUGGGCUUAGUCUAUCUUCUGUGGAUAUAGGAGUUUUUACAUCACCAGACAUGCUAUUGUAUCAGUGAGGUGUUGUGGGAGUGUGUGGGGUUUAAAAACAGGGUGUAGUAGCUAGGAGAGGGGAGACGUGCACACAACAGAUACCUUAUCUUAGUGUGUCAAGCUCUCUAUUAUAACCCCUUCUAUCUUAGCCCACAUGAAUGGAGGCUACUGUACGUCUGGUCACUAUCACUUAGAAAUAGACUCCUGAAUAACAAGGUGUUUGUCAUUCAGACUAGUAGUAGCUAUUGGCUAUUCAAGGACACCUAAGUCACAUGUUUGGAUAAUAUGGAGGAGCCUAGGGUUAGGCUAAGCUCAAGCUUUACAAUAGCCAUGCUGUUGACCAGGCAGUGACCACUCUUGCCCUGAGGACAUUCUGUAUUUUGUCUCAGUAAUCAGGCACUGUUUGACAGAGUAUAGCCUAGCUCAAAGCAGAGGCACACCCCAACAGCCUUGUUUAUUUGACAUAACAUGGAAUCUGACAAGCUCUAACGAGCAUCUCAUUAGAAGAGAAAAUAAAGUAACACUAUGACAUGGACAGUUGAGUAGUGCGGUUAAAACUGAUGUUUUCUGUCUCAGGUGGUCAGGAUGGUGGAGCGGCCUGUUGUUACCCCCUCAGCUGGGAUCAGUCCAGUGCAGCAGAUGCUGGCCUCUGGCACUGGGGCGCUGCUCACAUCAGUGUUCGGUAAGAUCAGUGUCCAAUAGAGGGGCACAACCAUACACAUGUCCCUUCUCUCUGCCAAUCAAUCAAUAAACCUACCUACAAACCACACACACAGGUACGUUAUUUGAAUCCACAAAUCACAUUUGAUUCAAGAAGGAUUCAAAUUUCAAGGUUUUUGUAUGGAUGGACACUUAAGGAUACAGAAAGCACCUUCUCUAAACAGCUAGGCUGCACCUUCUCCAAACAGCUAGACUGCCCAUAACAGCUCAACAGAGCAGUACCUAGCCAAUUGCUUUUCUUUAAUCUUUGACAGGCCUGCAAUCUGGAGGCCACGUACUGUAAGCCUAUGUACGUGGCCUAUAGAGUGGUGAUGAGGAGGAGCUCCGCGGACCCUUCGUUUCCGGAAGUCAUUUAGCCAUUAAUUUAGGGCUGUCCCCAACAAAACAAAACAAAAAUUGUUGACCGAGAGUUGUCUGUUCUUUUGACCAAUCGAUUGGUAGACAUUUUAAAACUUGUAUUUUUCCAUAUAUAGACACAUCCUAUGUAUUUUAAUCAAAUACACUAUAUGCACUGAGCUUGUCUGAUUCUUUAAGCGCACUGUGUGAUGAAAUAAUUAAGACACACAAAUGACUAGACUGAGUCUGACCGUAAUUGAUUUGAUUGUUCCGGGCUCACACAUGUUUAAAAAAAAAAAGACAGCGAGUGACUGUGACUAGCACCCGUUGUCUCUCUCGCUCCUCCCUGCUGCAGUGACCACAUCAACAUCAACAGUGUUUAUCUGUGUUGCUGAAGCUGCAACAUAAUUACAGCUAUUUCUGACUGAAAAGUUCUGUUACUGAAAUUCCUAAUUUGUUUAGGAAAAACAUUCCCCAUUCCCUCAACCCUUGCUCUCUUUAUGUGAAAUGUAUGCAUCGCACGUGACCAAUAGGGCCUGACCUAUAGCCUGUCAUAAUCACAUCAAUAUAUUGGUUGUAACAAAUUCUGAACACCAUAACACAUUGACAUCAAAAUGAAUGCAGAGGACGUGACAAAUAAGCUCGAAACAGGGGAAUGUUUACUGGUUGCUUAGCAGGUAAAGGAGAAAUCAGAUGUGUGGAAUACAUUUGACUAGUUAUGGAAAAUCAAGAAUAAUAAGGUAAGGCGCAAGCGCUGCAUGCAUAUUAUGUGUGCCAAACAGGUGCUGUUAGAUAUAAUAUACUUUUUCUGACCGUUUGGAACAUUGUAAACAACACUAAAUACAUUCUAAGCGUACCAGAGAGUGUUGUAAUGUUUUUUUGUAAAGCCUGUGUUUUUAGUCUUUGCUGUAAUAGUCAACAUUCAUUCCUGAAUGCAAUUUUCCAAAAUGGAAUGUUUAUUUAUUGUUUACGCUAAUUAUUCAAGGGUCGCUUUAGUUUAUUUUAAAGCUAAAAUGCUUGAUUCCAUUUCAAAUCAUGAAUGUCUCGUAUGCUGUGUGAUGGCAUGAACUAAUUCAUGAUUGAUUGAUUGAUGCAGUAGCCUAUAUAACUAUUGAAAUAAAGGCCUAAGUAAGUUACGGUCUUAGGCCUACAGCUCGAUGGUGGUUAUACAAGGCUGCUAUACUAAGCCUACUAAUUAUGUAAUUACUUAUUAUUAUAAUGAUGACCAACAGCCUAUCGACCAAACUGUCGACUAAAUGGGGUCAGCCCUACAUUCAUUGUAGUCAUUGCGCUCUGUAGAGUUUCAAUUUUUUCUUGUCAAUUAACUCGUUACAUUCCCUAGAUUACUUAUAAUAUUAAUAAAGUCCGAUUUUAUCAACAAACACGAUAGUCAGUGUAAAAAAGGUUAAAGGUACAAGACUGUGUACAUAUCUGGCUGUGUUGGCAGAAUCACUACAUAUCCCAUCGAGCCAAGCGGGGAGGGGCUGCCUGUUGUCACAGUUCCAAGACCAGUCAGAAACGUCCAGCUAACCCUACGCCAAUGACACCGGUGGAUCUCAAAACUGAACUUGGAUCUGCGUUAAGUAGCAAUGAUAUCCUUCACCACCGUUGUCUUACGACAGAUUUCACAAACAAGUCAUGACUAUUCAAUAAAACAAUAAAUUCAUUUAAAAGUUUCUUUCCAGCUAAUUAUAACUAGCAAAGGAGUUUUGAAGUUGAGGGUGCAGUGUUUAUGAAGUUUGGCAAUGAGGACAAAAACUACCACGGUUCAGUAGCCAGCUGGUUUAGCCAGGGAAAACGAACUCGGACCUUGUGCGCAUGUGCGCCAUACCUACUAGGCAAAUUCAGGAGACAGAUUAUAGAUUUUAUGCCCUGAUAUCAGGAGCUGGCAGCAAAAAGUAAGAUUAAACAAUUCAGAGACUGAAACGGAUAAAUCAGAUUACAAAUAUUUAAGGAGAGCGAAUUGAUAAACAAUCCUGAAAUCAGCUGUAACUGUCAAUUGUAACAAAGUUAUAUUCGAUACUGUCUGUACAGAAUGACCCCUCCUGGACAUUACAGACAUUACAACUUGUUUACUGGUUGCUGGUGAUACAAGCAUGAUACAAGGGGCUGGUAUUUAAGAAGCUUGUCAGCAGAGGCCUGCUCCAUGUAGCAGUCAUAUGAGCACCUCCCUCUGGCCUCCCACAACAACAAUAUCUGGCAUAUUUGGUACACAGGAAAACAUGUCAUCAUGAAACCAACUUACACAAGAAUGUUUAUGGAUGUGUGCUGUUGGUGAGACUACCUGUCUCACCUCACUGGCUAUCAGGUCGACAAGGCGGUCAUGUCUACCAAUGUACAGGUCCUUGUACUAUGAACAGCAACGAGUCACAACAUGGGCAACAGACUAUUACGUUUGACUCAUGUAAAAUACAAAAUGGGUCAUGGUUUGCAGGGUACCAGAGUGCUAGAUUGUAUUUUGUAGGUAGAACCUGUAACCUCACCUUAACGGUAAAGGUGAGAAUGGCCUCGCUAACAACAUCAUUCUGAUACAUGGAGUGGGAGACUGAAUGGUCAGCACAGUCCAGAGUAGCAAGUUUCCCCUGCAGCCUCAGGCCAGCCCAGUGCUGCCGUACCUGCAUCUGCCUGAUACCGAGGAGUGUUGUCCUCAAUGUAAUCAUAAUACUUUUAUUAAACUUUUCUAGCGCUUUUCAUUACAGACAGAAUCUCAAAGCGCUUGUUAAGCAAAAUACACAAGUAAUUUAAAAAUAAAUAUAGGCUACAACAGUAGCUAGAUCAGUUACAGUGGGGAGAACAAGUAUUUGAUACACUGCCGAUUUUGCAGGUUUUCCUACUUACAAAGCAUGUAGAGGUCUGUAAUUUUUAUCAUAGGUAUACUUCAACUGUGAGAGACGGAAUCUAAAACAAAAAUCCAGAAAAUCACAUUGUAUGAUUUUUAAGUAAUGAAUUUGCAUUAUAUUGCAUGACAUAAGUAUUUGAUACAUCAGAAAAGCAGAACUUAAUAUUUGGUACAGAAACCUUUGUUUGCAAUUACAGAGAUCAUACGUUUCCUGUAGGUCUUGACCAGGUUUGCACACACUGCAGCAGGGAUUUUGGCCCACUCCUCCAUACAGACCUUCAGGUUUCGGGGCUGUCGCUGGGCAAUACAGACUUUCAGCUCCCUCCAAAGAUUUUCUAUUGGGUUCAGGUCUGGAGACUGGCUAGGCCACUCCAGAACCUUGAGAUGCUUCUUACGGAGCCACUCCUUAGUUGCCCUGGCUGUGUGUUUCGGGUCGUUGUCAUGCUGGAAGACCCAGCCACGACCCAUCUUCAAUGCUCUUACUGAGGGAAGGAGGUUGUUGGCCAAGAUCUCGCGAUACAUGGCCCCAUCCAUCCUCCCCUCAAUACGGUGCAGUCGUCCUGUCCCCUUUGCAGAAAAGCAUCCCCAAAGAAUGAUGUUUCCACCUCCAUGCUUCACGGUUGGGAUGGUGUUCUUGGGGUUGUACUCAUCCUUCUUCUUCCUCCAAACACAGCGAGUGGAGUUUAGACCAAAUACCUAUAUUUUUGUCUCAUCAGACCACAUGACCUUCUCCCAUUCCUCCUCUGGAUCAUCCAGAUGGUCAUUGGCAAACUUCAGACGGGCCUGGACAUGCGCUGGCUUGAGCAGGAGGACCUUGCGUGCGCUGCAGGAUUUUAAUCCAUGACGGCGUAGUGUGUUACUAAUGGUUUUCUUUGAGACUGUGGUCCCAGCUCUCUUCAGGUCAUUGACCAGGUCCUGCCGUGAAGUUCUGGGCUGAUCCCUCACCUUCCUCAUGAUCAUUGAUGCCCCACAAGGUGAGAUCUUGCAUGGAGCCCCAGACCGAGGGUGAUUGACCGUCAUCUUGAACUUCUUUCAUUUUCUAAUAAUUGCACCAACAGUUGUUGCCUUCUCGCCAAGCUGCUUGCCUAUUGUCCUGUAGCCCAUCCCAGCCUUGUGCAGGUCUACAAUUUUAUCCCUGAUGUCCUUACACAGCUCUCUGGUCUUGGCCAUUGUGGAGAGGUUGGAGUCUGUUUGAUUGAGUGUGUGGACAGGUGUCUUUUAUACAGGUAACGAGUUCAAACAGGUGCAGUUAAUACAGGUAAUGAGUGGAGAACAGGAGGGCUUCUUAAAGAAAAACUAACAGGUCUGUGAGAGCCGGAAUUCUUACUGGUUGGUAGGUGAUCAAAUACUUAUGUCAUGCAAUAAAAUGCAAAUUAAUUACUUAAAAAUCAUACAAUGUGAUUUUCUGGAUUUUUGUUUUAGAUUCCGUCUCUCACAGUUGAAGUGUACCUAUGAUCAAAAGUACAGACCUCUACAUGCUUUGUAAGUAGGAAAACCUGCAAAAUCGGCAGUGUAUCAAAUACUUGUUCUUCCCACUGUAUAUCAAGUCUGUUUGAGUGCUUCUUGAAGCCUCCAGCAGAUUGGUAGCCACGGUCAUGAGAGGAUCUGGAAGCUCAUAGUCAGCGGAGGUGGUGGCAGGGCGUCCCAGCUGUUUGCAGCUUCUCUAUAUUGGGACUCUAUGAUGAGCUCCCCAGAGAGUACAGCCCUCUCCUUACUUCAGAAGUACCCCCCUGAGCAAUUAAACAGCUGGCCCACUGUCAACUCUGCGUUGGUGAAAAACAACCCAAAGUCAGUAGGUAUAAUUCUAAUGAAAACACAUUAGCUAGCUUGUUGAACACGCUGAUUUUCAUCAAGUUACAGGCUGGAUUCCAAUUCAUGAUAUCAAGACUUGAUCUGCACGCUUUUAGCUGAGGAAAAAUAAAAGGUUUGUAAAAAAUAAAUACAAAUAAUUAUAAUAUGUAGAUAAUUUAUAUGAGCUCUCUGCCUAGGCUGCCACUAGGCGCCAUGGAAACUAUAGAACUAGGAUGAGAUGACAGAAGCCUCCACGACAACACAGGAGUCUGCCACAACCGCUUCAGAGGCAGUCUGUGUCCAUCUGAGCUCAGGUUGUUGAGGUCUGGCUAAUCUGACCAGACUCCAAAGCCUGCGGAACAAGUGUCCAAUCCUCGUGUGUAGAACCCCCCCCCCCCCCCCCCAGAUGUUUUGCAGAGAAGACGCUGUUCUUGUAGAAUACUCUAUUCCAUUUCCCUGGCUCCACACACACAUUGCACAACACACAGACACAUGCUCGCACUCGUGUAUGCACAUCCUCAUUGACGAGACCCAUGAUGGAUGUAAUUAGAUCAGUAUAAUUGAAUCUGUCUGUCUUUCACAGUCACACCGCUGGACGUUGUGAAGAUACGGCUGCAGGCCCAGCAAACACCAUUCUAUCAAGGUAGAACAUUAACAGACAACAUUCGCUGCUUAUACUAUGAGUCUGCUUAUUGCUUCUUACCAUUGCGGGUAUAGCCUAAGUGUUAGAUGUUUAAGUCCCCACUCCCCACCCCUGAAAACUCAACUGCACUGUCAUUGCUUUCCCCGUGAGAGACUGCAUUCAGCCUCUUGCCCCUGUCUGCUCCCUAAGCCUAAAUAAUAGAAGAGGGGUUAAGGUAAAGUGGGUUUAGAAGUCCUUAUGUCUGCAAUGUUGACCUUACGCAGCCAUGUCGGGCUACAUUUAGUGGAAUAUGAGACAUGCUUUAGCUUUUCUCUGCUCAAAUGCUUAUUUUGUGUGUCUUGUGUGCUCUUUCAUUGUCUCUCCAUCUCUGUGUUUCUGUCUCUUUCUUUGCUUUGUUUCAUAGCUUUAGCUGCUGACUCCGCUUCAUGGAGUGGUGUAAUCCGCCCCUCCAAAUGUGAGUAUAACCUGCCGGCGCCGCUCGCUGCAUGCCCAGACUUUGCCCAGUCUGACUGACUACAUGUGCCUUUCUGGCACUGCUCUGCCAGUCUGCCAAUAUGACCUGCUAACAAACUGGGUUUCCUGGGAAAACAAAACAAAUGCACUUUAAACAUAGUCUGAGCAAAUUUAUUUUGAAGUCCCUGGCAAUUAUAUGUACCCUCUGUCUAUCUUCCUCAGUGUACCCUCAUACUCUUCCUCAGUGUACCCUCAUACUCUUCCUCAGUGUACCCUCAUACUCUUCCUCAGUGUACCCUCAUACUCUUCCUCAGUGUACCCUCAUACUCUUCCUCAGUGUACCCUCAUACUCUUCCUCAGUGUACCCUCAUACUCUUCCUCAGUGUACCCUCAUACUCUUCCUCAGUGUACCCUCAUACUCUCAGCUGAUGAUUGUGAAUGAUUAUAUGGGCCACAGCCUUGGCUCUCUCUCACUCCUCUCUCUCCUCUCUCUCUCUCACCUCUCUCACACACACACACACCACUCUACCAACCAUGACUCACUCUGAACAUUGAUACAUAAAACAACUGAAAAAUAGCCCAGUUAGUAUUAGCAUGUUGAACUUUACAACCAACUGAUGUGGUAACAAUGAGUACUUUCUGGUACUUCAAAGAAUUCAACAUGAUUCAUAGCUACCGAUAUCAAAUUUUGCCUUGUGGUGCUUGUGUUUAUGAAUCUCAAAGAAACAAACAAGUACUUCAUAGGUUAUACUGUGUAAUACCGAUUUUACUAUGUCCUUUUCUAUUACUAGAGGAGCACAUUUGUUUGUUUAUAGAUUUCUCCUCAAACAUUUGUAAUCUGCCUUUGCCUUGGAUUGACCAUUUGCCAAUACCUAAAAUAAGCCCAAAACUAGUAGUCCAGAGCAGGCCUUGGCUGAAAGCAGCAUUGGUGUUAUCGUCCCCAGUGUCUGUCUGAUCGGUCAUUGCCAUUACCUCUGUUAUUAAUAGCUUAUCUAACCUCUGUCAUGGACAUGGACACCCUCACAUUAACUUAUAUUGAACUACUGACUGAAAAACAAACUGUUCAAGUAUUUUAUUUUUACCAAUGGCAUUAUUUUAUAGAACUAUUGAAUAUCCAUUCAUUUGACAGAACUAGAAGCUAUAGAUGUAUCAAACGGACAUACUGUAAUUACACAUUACCUACAGAGACACCAACAUUUGGCAUUACUCCCAAUAGGUUCACAUUUACCUAUCUACAGUGUAGAUAGAAGUAGAGCAUCAUGUCUAAUACAGUAACAUAUUAACCAGUAUGGUUAUGUUUUGGUGACCCUGUUUUUGUGUUUGUCUCUCAGGGAAGUGCUUCCUGUAUUGUAAUGGCCUGAUGGAUCACAUCUAUGUGUGUCAGAAUGGGGCCAGCUGCACCAGCUGGUACAAAACACCAACCCACUUCAGUGGCACCCUGGUAAGAGACUCAGGACCCUCUUAUUCACUCCCGCCAACACAGCACCACAUCACCUGGUUUGACAUAGUUAAACCACUGGAUGGGGAACUACCUGUCUUUGAACUCACAAAUGUUAGUAUUUAUUUGGAACUUUUUUUGGAACAGUUUCCAAGGACAAACACAGUGUGGUGUUUGUUUUUCCCAGGAUGCUUUUGUGAAGAUCACGCGCCACGAGGGGGUCAGGUCUCUGUGGAGCGGGCUGCCUCCCACACUGUGAGUCACUGGGGUAUUUCAAGUACAUGUAUUUGUAAUAAAUCAAAUAUAGCAAAAUAAAGAACGGUUACAAGAGCUAUCUGUACUUGAUUGUAUAAAAGAGAGAACUCAGAACUAUGACUUUAUAUGCAAUCAAUUUCAGUUUGUUGUUUUGCACCAAAUCAUGUAACAGCUUGCAGAGCUUUGAGAUCGGCAGUCUCUCUUCCUGUUUGUGUACAGGGUGAUGGCGGUGCCUGCCACGGUCAUCUACUUCACCUGCUAUGACCAGCUCAGAGACUUACUGUGCUACGGCAUGGGGUUCCAAGGCAACUACAUCCCCCUCGUGGCAGGGGGUCUCGCUAGACGUAAGUGGACUACAUGGGACGGGGGGGUCACAAUCUGGAAGUUGAUUACAUCUUGAUUGAUACAGUUCAGUUGUCACACACCACACUAAGAAUGUAGAUGUAUAAUAGUCAUUAUUAUAUUGCUCCCUUCUGUAGCAUCUUGUGUUUGUUGCUGCCCCUCUUCCGUUGACUCACUCUCUUCCUCUCUCCCCCGUCUCUCUGUGUUCUCCAGUGGGAGCAGUGAGUGUGAUCAGCCCGUUGGAGCUGGUGCGCACCAAGAUGCAGUCCCGGAAGCUGACCUACAGCGAGCUGAGGGUGUGUAUCCGCUCUAGUGUUGCCCAGGACGGCUGGCUGUCCCUGUGGAGGGGCUGGGGACCCACCGUCCUACGAGACGUCCCCUUCUCAGGUGAGACUUCACCUCCAUGGACGUUAUGUCUUCUUAUUUCACUAACCAUCUAUCUGUCACUGCUAGAGCUUAGUUGGAGUGGUUGAUGGUAGUUGGGGGUUACAGAAUGAAGACCGCCUGUGUGGGUGAAUAAUACAACUAUCUUCGGUGUGAUAAUGUUUCUCAGUGACUUUACAACCUGACUGUUUUUGUUUUUCUGUGUGUGUGUGCAGCCCUGUACUGGUUCAACUAUGAGCUGGUGAAGGCCCAGCUGUGUGAUCAGUACGAUGUGUCUCAGGCCACCUUCUCCAUCAGCUUCACAGCAGGGGCCAUCUCUGGAGCUGUGAGUAUCUCAUUAAUACCUCUAACUGUGGGAAUUUACAAUGUAUCUAAAGAAGACGUCUUCAUUAGAUGUAAUAAAGAAGAUGAUGGAUGGUUUGUACUUUGCAAGGUGUGUACAGUUAAAUAGUCAAACUCUUGUUUCUACUCCUGUUCUAUUCAGUUUACUGUAAGUGAGGCGGAGGUGUGUUUUAUUAUUAUGGGUAGAUCAAUGAACACAUUGACAUAUUUUUUAUUUAUUUUACCUUUAUUUAACCAGGUAAGCCAGUUGAGAACAAGUUCUCAUUUACAACUGCGACUUGGCCAAGAUAAAGCAAAGCAGUGCGAUAAAAACAACAACACAGAGUUACAUAUGGGGUAAAAAAAAAUAUGAUUAAAAUUCAGUGUGCUAUCUCUCACCAGGAUGAGAAAGCCAGUUGUAACAGAGCUGUUAUCGGUAUUUAUGACGGAUGGAGGCCAAAUGUGUCUCCCUGCUGUGUCUCCCUGCUGAAAACUGGCCUUUGUUUGUUUAGAGAGAUUCUCUCAUAUGUGAGAGAAGUGGACACACAGGAAGUUCCCUAUCAAAUCAUGGCAGUUCCUCAUUCCUCUCAUGAGUUAUUAUAAGGGUUGAGUUGAAACCAUAAAAAAAUAGAGAAUUGCUGUGUCAUUGUGACUGUAAACCAUUAGACUGUAGAUAAUUGAUAACAGGUGGACCCCUGGUUAAAGCCUGUUUUUACAGUGUUUCUCCUGUCUAGUUACAUAACUUAACCCCUGAUCUACUGAUCAGCAGUAUGUUAUGUUGAUUUCACUAGGUAUUGCUGUUGAUUUCACUGGGUAUUGCUGUUGAUUUCACUGGGUAUUGCUUAUAGAGAGUGUGUCUAUUGUCUUCUGUCCCAGGUGGCUGCCAUCAUGACCCUGCCUUUUGACGUAGUGAAGACUCGGAGACAGAUCCAACUGGGAGAGAUGGAGACACUGGGAGGUGUGUAACUACAGGGUCUUAUGCGCCCUUAAGGCCAUUCACAUCUGUGAAAAGGUAUUUUCUCCUCUCUGAUAGUGCGUAGGAUUGCCCACUAAAUCUGUCUUUCUCCCCUUCCUCCUAGUUCCUGUGAAGAACCCCACAUCCACAUUGCAUAUCAUGAGGGGAAUUUGGGCUGAAUCGGGCUACAGGGGGCUCUUUGCAGGUAAGUCCAAAAGGAUGCAUAAAAAGUAUAUAUUUGCAAUGUUUGAAGCGCUGGUAUAGAAAGCAGUCUGAAUGGAGGACUAAUCACGUAAAUUGUGUCUCUGUAUCCCCCUCAGGCUUCCUACCCAGGGUGAUCAAAGUGGCCCCAGCCUGUGCUGUCAUGAUCAGCACCUAUGAGUUUGGGAAGACCUUCUUCCAGAAGAUGAACCUUGACCGGGAGCAACAGGCCUGCUGAGGGGCUGUGUGUGUGGAGAAGCAGGGUUGGCUGCCUUCCUCUGGAGCAGAAUGGGAAGAGACUAUUAGCAGCUGCCCAUGCACGCUGUGCAAGACUGCUCCUAGUCAAGACUUUGCACCUAGACACCUGAGCUUCAAAUCACCCUGGAGGAGUCUGUCUGUCUCUCAAUUCAGACAAAGGCGAAGACAUGAGGAAUGGACUUUUUUUGUCUGUUUUCUAGCCCUUUCUAUUGGCCCACAGGGAGGCUGCUCCUACUACUGUGAACACUGUCAUACGUGUAUCCAUGAAUGUAUCCAUUAGUUAAACUCAGAACUGUGGGGGAACGGCCCUGUGACUAAGGCUUAUUCAGACUUUGGCAUGCUUUCCUUGCACACUAAAGGAGUUGUUCAUCUUUGCUAGUACAGCCCCCUGCUGUUCAUACCUGGGAGAACACUUCUAACAACAACCCUAAAAAAAACUGCAUGCAAAGUAAUCCAUUCAAUCAAUACCUUCCCUUCACCUACUAGCCCAGACCAAAUGCAUGGUUGAGUGGAUACUUGUCUAUUCUUAGUGUAGCAUUCUCUCAUAUUGAUUUGUCAUCUGCCCAAUGGUAGCCUACUAUCCAAUGUUCAUUUUUUUGUGAUGGGAAUAAAUACAAUACAUAUGUAGGUGGGUUACCAUGGAUCAUUCCCAGAGGAUGAGAACUGGGUAAAGUGCCACUUUUUUGAUGGGUUAAUUUGGUAGAUGUUAUUCAAUCAAAUGAAAUACUUAAGACAAAACAGCUGACAAAUUCUCAUA
Messenger RNA from Coregonus sp. 'balchen', 15203 nucleotides. The record is from the annotation of a GenBank genome assembly. NCBI's taxonomy places the organism in Eukaryota, Metazoa, Chordata, Actinopteri, Salmoniformes, Salmonidae.